Messenger RNA from Fonsecaea multimorphosa CBS 102226, 1656 nucleotides. RefSeq lists its product as uncharacterized. The record is from RefSeq and is a predicted model, not a curated record. Gene Ontology annotation, molecular function: transmembrane transporter activity. The transcript is spliced from 3 exons. Gene Ontology annotation, biological process: transmembrane transport. NCBI's taxonomy places the organism in Eukaryota, Fungi, Ascomycota, Eurotiomycetes, Chaetothyriales, Herpotrichiellaceae. Bases 1 to 1656 code for a protein of 551 amino acids.
AUGGCUCUGGGGAUUCUUGAGCCAAAUGUCGAGCACGUUCCGGGGACGGUGUAUGUGUAUGAAUCGGAGCAACGACAUGCUGAGCUUCUGGAGACUGCUCAACACCUGAAGAAGGACAAGACGGGUCGAGUCAUUCUAGUCCCUCAGCCCUCGAAUGACCCAAACGAUCCCUUGAAUUGGCCUAUUUGGCAACGCGAUCUGAUUCUAGGAAUUCUUUGCUUUGUCUCCUGCCUUGCCACGACAGCCUCUCCUCUCCUUGCCGCGGAUUCAACGACUCUCGCAAUCGUCUUCAAGCGAACCUUUCAAGAUGCUGCCCUUCUCACAGCCUACCAUCUCUGCGGCGUUUGUGUGGCGGGGUGGCUGUUCGUCGCGUCCGCAAGAGUCUGGGGCAAGAGGCACCUGUUUCUCCUAGGAGCCUUGCUCAUGGUCGCAAGUUCGGCCUGGGGCGGCUCUACACAUAUCGGUCACGAUUAUGCCAGUCUACUGUGGAGCCGUGUCUUCCAAGGUGUCGCUUUGGCACCUUUCGAGGCCCUGGUCAAUGCUUGCGUCGGCGAUCUAUACUAUGUCCAUGAGCGUGGAAUUCGAAUGGCCAUCACAAACACAUGUCUUUUUGGAGGAGCUUUUCUGACGCCAGUCUUCGUGGGUAUGAUCACUGCUCACAUGGGCUGGCAAUGGAGCUUUUUCUUCCUUUCCAUCUUCAUGGCCGUGGGAUUCUUCCUCCUAUUCUUCUUCGUGCCUGAGACGGCUUAUCGACGAGCACAUUCUCUCGACCUUGAUCUUCUUGCCGAAGAAGACUCGUCGAAAGAGACGGUCGGGAGGCCUGAGAUGUCGACUGCAAAGGAUGCGGAGGAAAAGCCUCUCCACUCUCCAGCCGUUGUCGAAACAUCAUCCCCAAGGUAUUCCUACUGGCAACGAUUAAUACCAUUCAAUGGUCGAAAAACCGAUGAGUCCUUCUUCAAGCUACUUCUUCGGCCAUUUCCGCUGUUCCUGCAUCCUGCGGUUCUGUGGGCUUGCUUGAUUCAAGGUGUGAUCAUAGGCUGGACUGUCAUGGUCGGAGUUAUUCUCUCUCUGAUCUUCCUAGGCCCGCCUCUCUUCUUUAAUGAAGAGAGAGCCGGCAAGAUGUAUACCAGUGCGUUCAUCGGCAGCAUCAUCGGCCUGCUCGGUGCUGGUCUCUACAGCGAGUUCACCACCCGAUUCAUGAUCAGACUCAACAGGGGCAAGUACGAACCGGAGUUCCGUAUACUGCUCGUCAUACCUACGCUUAUGUUCUCUUGUAUCGGUCUCUACGGCUUCGGUAUAACAGCGAACGACGUGGCCCGCUAUCACUGGAUCGUCCCCGAGGUAUUCCUCGCUUUCAUUAUAAUCAGCAUGGUUAUGGGCUCCAUCGCCUCGGCCCAGUACCUCCUCGACGCGCACCGCGAUAUUGCAGUUGAGGCCUUCACAAACCUCAUCAUCUUCAAGAACAUCUUCUCUUUCAUCCUGGCAUACCAUGCCUUCAAUUGGGUAUUUGCGAUUCGCAUCAACCAUUUAUUUAUUAUAUUCGGUAGCAUCGAGAUCGCUAUCUGUAUGCUGAGUGUUCCCAUGUAUAUCUUUGGGAAGAAGAACCGAGAGUUUUUCCACCGGCACGAUCUAUUGAAAAUGACGAAGCUCCGAUGA